Spodoptera littoralis (African cotton leafworm) is the source of this 801-nucleotide messenger RNA. The record is from the annotation of a GenBank genome assembly. Lineage: Eukaryota; Metazoa; Arthropoda; Insecta; Lepidoptera; Noctuidae.
AUGGAUUUCAAGAUGCACGAGUUUACCCACGCUCUAGUGGGCAAAGCUACUCCUGGGUCCAGCUCUGGAGAUGGUAUUGAAUUCGACGAAGUACGGCGUCAACAUGAGUGCUAUUUGAGACUGUUGAGGGAGUUGAAUUUAGAAGUGGUUGAAGUUAAUUUGCAAGGUUCAUUGAGUGAUAAGCUCUUGCUGGAAAAUCUAGCAAUUGCUUGCCAUGGUAUUGCCCUUCUGCCAAGGAACAAUUCGUCGGUUGAAGCUUACAAUACAAAAAUUUUAAAAGAAAUAUUGCAAAACGAAUUGGGCCAGACUGUUAUUGAUCAAGUAGAUCCCGAUGCCAAUAUUUCGUGUGCAGAUGUGUUGUUCACAGGCCGAGAGUUCUUUGUUGGCAUAUCUGAAAACACAAAUGAAGCUGGAGCUAGUGCUGUAGCUGAAACAUUUCCUGAAUUUCCAUGCACACCUAUAAAGAUAUCCAAAGGUUGUAAAGAAUUAAAGAAGUAUAUUACGAUGGCGGGCCCUGAUGUCCUAUGUGUUAGUGCUAGCAAGGAAGCCAAAGAAUUGCUUAAGAGGAUCGAACGUGAGGCUAACUUUACCUAUCAAACUUUGACGGUUCCAGAAGACGAAGCUGCCAACUGCGUUUAUGUUAAUGGUACUUUAAUACACAGGGCUAUUGAGGAAAUCCCUGAAGCAUUCAAGGUGUUCUGUGAAAAAAUCGACUUCGCUAGAAGAUCCAUCUGUUUUUCGGAGUUUGCGAAGAUGCAGGCUGGUUUGAGUUCGUGUUGCUUGCUAGUAAGGAAACCUUAA